Pelmatolapia mariae (spotted tilapia) is the source of this 693-nucleotide messenger RNA. RefSeq lists its product as uncharacterized. The transcript is spliced from 6 exons. The record is from RefSeq and is a predicted model, not a curated record. Gene Ontology annotation, biological process: response to bacterium. Lineage: Eukaryota; Metazoa; Chordata; Actinopteri; Cichliformes; Cichlidae. Bases 1 to 693 code for a protein of 230 amino acids.
AUGAGGAGCUUCGUCUUGAUAACAGCUUUGAUUUUCUGCAGCCUCAGAUGGAUCUUUAUCUCUGGCUCUGAGAUUCACACUAUGAAGGUCCAGAAUGGCGAAGACGUCACACUGCAGUGCUCCAACAUUUCCACAAGUCCAACACAUACAGAGUGGUUCAGAGUGGUCAACAAGACUAAAACGAGCUGCAUCUCCUCCAUGUUUGGGUCUCAUGGCCAAGCUUCUUUCUGUGAUGGAUUUCAAAAUGGAAAAUUCAAUAUGAGUUCGAAUGUCACUUCUGUCUUUCUUAAAAUAACAGAAGUGAGUUUAUCUGAUGCUGGGCUGUAUUUCUGUGGAUUUUACGUGGAUGUGCAUAUUAUUAUUUCCAAUGCAGUAGAGUUAAGAUUUGAAGGUGGUGAAACAUAUGAUGAAGAAUUUAAGACUGAAAGUAAGAUUAUAGAGUCUGAUAAAAUGAUACACCUGAUGAACAUCAUCCCAGGUGGUCUGACUGGUUUACUCAUUAUACUGGUCAUCAUUCUGGUUUUAAAAAUCAGAACACCUCAAACAGAUCCCCAACCAGGAAACAUCAAGAAUAAGAGUUUAGAUGACCUGAACUACGCAGCUAUGAGUUUCCAGACAAAACUCAAAAGAAGUCGCAGGCCUGCGACACACAGAGUGCUGGAGUCUCAUGUUGUGUAUGCUGCAACACGGUAG